This is a messenger RNA of Ricinus communis (castor bean), 3257 nucleotides long. Its product is annotated as plasma membrane ATPase 4. Gene Ontology annotation, biological process: regulation of intracellular pH; proton export across plasma membrane. Gene Ontology annotation, cellular component: plasma membrane. The record is from RefSeq and is a predicted model, not a curated record. Lineage: Eukaryota; Viridiplantae; Streptophyta; Magnoliopsida; Malpighiales; Euphorbiaceae. The transcript is spliced from 16 exons. Gene Ontology annotation, molecular function: ATP hydrolysis activity; ATP binding; P-type proton-exporting transporter activity. The coding region runs from base 129 to 2993 and encodes 954 amino acids.
AUUUUAUUUUAUUUUAUUUCUCUUCUAUUUAUAUUUGGGCGCGCUCUCUCUCUCUCUCCCUCCCUCCCUCCCUUAUGAGUCUCUAGAACUAGUUUCACUGAAGGUUUUCCGGAGGAAUUUAGCCAGCCAUGGCCACCAAAGGCGGUAUCAGUCUCGAGGAGAUAAAAAACGAGUCUGUUGAUCUGGAACGGAUUCCUAUAGAGGAAGUGUUUGAGCAGCUGAAAUGUUCCAGGGAAGGUCUUUCCUCAGAGGAAGGAACCAACAGGCUUCAAGUUUUCGGACCAAACAAAUUGGAAGAGAAAAAGGAGAGCAAAAUUCUCAAGUUUUUGGGCUUUAUGUGGAAUCCAUUGUCAUGGGUCAUGGAAGCUGCUGCUAUAAUGGCUAUUGCUUUGGCAAAUGGUGAUGGAAGACCUCCAGAUUGGCAGGACUUCGUGGGUAUUGUUGCCUUGUUGCUGAUCAACUCCACAAUUAGUUUUAUCGAAGAAAACAAUGCUGGAAAUGCAGCAGCAGCCCUCAUGGCUGGUCUUGCUCCAAAGACUAAGGUUCUCAGAGAUGGUAGAUGGACUGAGCAAGAAGCUGCAAUUUUGGUUCCAGGAGACAUUAUCAGCAUUAAGUUGGGAGAUAUUAUCCCUGCUGAUGCGCGUCUUCUUGAAGGCGAUCCCUUGAAGGUUGAUCAAUCUGCUCUUACUGGGGAGUCACUACCCGUUACAAAGAACCCUUCAGAUGAAGUGUUUUCUGGCUCAACAUGUAAACAGGGUGAAAUUGAAGCAGUAGUAAUUGCCACCGGUGUGCACACAUUUUUUGGUAAAGCUGCCCAUCUAGUGGACAGCACCAACCAAGUUGGUCAUUUCCAAAAAGUUCUAACUGCCAUUGGUAACUUCUGUAUUUGCUCAAUCGCUGUUGGAAUAAUUAUUGAACUUAUAGUCAUGUACCCAAUACAGCAUCGCAAGUACAGAGAUGGAAUUGACAACUUAUUGGUUCUUUUGAUUGGAGGAAUUCCCAUAGCUAUGCCAACUGUUUUGUCUGUCACCAUGGCCAUUGGUUCGCACAGGCUCUCUCAGCAGGGGGCAAUUACCAAGAGAAUGACUGCCAUUGAGGAAAUGGCAGGCAUGGAUGUUCUUUGCAGUGACAAGACUGGAACUCUAACCCUGAACAAGCUGACUGUUGACAGGACCCUCAUUGAAGUGUUUGUGAAGGGUGUGGAUAAAGAGUAUGUAAUCCUUCUUGCAGCUAGAGCUUCAAGAACUGAAAAUCAAGAUGCUAUUGAUGCUGCAAUUGUAGGAAUGCUGGCAGACCCAAAGGAGGCACGAGCUGGUAUUAGAGAGCUUCAUUUCCUUCCAUUCAACCCUGUGGACAAGAGGACUGCCUUGACCUAUAUAGAUUCUGAUGGAAACUGGCACCGAGCUAGCAAGGGUGCUCCUGAGCAGAUUCUAACACUGUGCAAUAGCAAGGAGGAUGUCAAGAAGAAAGUUCAUGCUGUGAUUGAUAAGUUUGCUGAACGUGGACUUCGAUCUUUAGCUGUUGCAAGACAGGAAGUACCUGAGAGAUCAAAAGAAAGUCCUGGUGGCCCAUGGCAACUUGUUGGUUUGUUGCCUUUGUUUGAUCCUCCCAGGCAUGACAGUGCUGAGACUAUCAGAAGAGCUCUUAACCUUGGCGUGAAUGUUAAAAUGAUUACUGGGGAUCAGCUUGCCAUUGCUAAAGAAACUGGUCGGAGGCUUGGAAUGGGAACAAACAUGUAUCCAUCUUCUUCAUUGCUUGGCCAAGACAAAGAUGCUUCCAUCGCAACCCUCCCUGUAGAUGAGUUGAUUGAAAAGGCUGAUGGAUUUGCUGGAGUUUUUCCAGAACACAAGUACGAAAUUGUUAAGAGGCUGCAGGAGAGGAAGCACAUUUGUGGUAUGACAGGAGAUGGCGUUAACGAUGCCCCUGCUUUGAAGAAGGCAGAUAUUGGAAUUGCUGUUGCUGAUGCUACUGAUGCUGCCAGAGGUGCUUCAGACAUUGUCCUUACUGAACCUGGGCUUAGUGUAAUUAUAAGUGCAGUGCUGACCAGCAGGGCCAUAUUCCAAAGAAUGAAGAACUACACGAUAUAUGCAGUCUCAAUUACCAUCCGUAUAGUGUUUGGCUUCCUGUUUAUCGCCUUGAUAUGGAAGUUUGACUUUUCUCCAUUCAUGGUUUUAAUCAUUGCCAUCCUAAACGACGGAACAAUCAUGACAAUUUCAAAGGAUCGAGUGAAACCAUCUCCGCAGCCAGACAGCUGGAAACUUAAAGAGAUUUUUAGUACUGGUGUUGUUCUUGGAGGUUAUCUGGCACUAAUGACUGUGAUAUUUUUCUGGGCAAUGGAAGAGACUGACUUCUUUUCCGACAAGUUUGGUGUAAGAUCAUUGCAUAAUAGUGAAGGUGAAAUGAUGGCAGCUCUAUACCUACAAGUCAGUAUUGUGAGCCAGGCCCUUAUUUUUGUCACAAGGUCUCGCAGCUGGUCCUUUGUUGAACGUCCUGGACUUCUUCUAAUCGGUGCAUUCAUAGCUGCUCAACUGAUAGCAACAGUGAUAGCAGUUUAUGCAAACUGGGGGUUUGCUCGUAUAGAGGGAUGUGGUUGGGGAUGGGCUGGUGUAAUCUGGCUUUACAGUGUGGUUACUUAUGUGCCACUUGAUCUGCUGAAAUUCGCCAUACGCUACAUUCUGAGCGGCAAGGCUUGGGAUAAUCUUUUGGAGAACAAGACUGCCUUUACUACAAAGAAAGACUAUGGAAAAGAAGAGAGAGAAGCACAGUGGGCUACAGCACAGAGGACUCUUCAUGGCCUCCAACCACCUGAAACUACUAACUUCUUUGCUGACAAGAAUAGUUACAGGGAGCUUUCAGAGAUCGCAGAGCAAGCCAAGCGGCGGGCUGAGGUGGCAAGGCUGAGGGAGCUUCAUACCCUCAAGGGACACGUGGAGUCGGUGGUGAAGCUGAAAGGACUUGACAUCGACACGAUUCAACAACAUUACACAGUUUGAAGAGUUGGAAUUCUCGAGAGAACCAAUCUUCUCCGAGAGAGCGCCCCUCCCCCCAACCCCCAAAAAAAAACAGAGAAAAAAAAAGGAACAUAUGAUGACGAAGAAAGGCCUAAAGGAAAAUUUUCAUUUUCAUUUGAUUAUGAUGAUAUUGCUCUUGCUAUAAUUUGUGGUACUUUUAUUUUUGUUACUCAUCGUCCACUUUUGUGGCCAGAGGAGAGGAUUUCUCUCCUUGGAAGUCAGUAGUAUCACCUUGAAAUUUUCUCC